This is a messenger RNA of Purpureocillium takamizusanense, 3062 nucleotides long. It is a transcript of the gene PAT1, whose product is annotated as DNA topoisomerase 2-associated protein pat1. Bases 306 to 2759 code for a protein of 817 amino acids. The record is from RefSeq and is a predicted model, not a curated record. Gene Ontology annotation, cellular component: P-body. The transcript has 3 exons. Lineage: Eukaryota; Fungi; Ascomycota; Sordariomycetes; Hypocreales; Ophiocordycipitaceae. Gene Ontology annotation, biological process: P-body assembly; deadenylation-dependent decapping of nuclear-transcribed mRNA. Gene Ontology annotation, molecular function: RNA binding.
CGUCAACGUCAGUUCCUCUCCCUCACUGCGCAUCUUCUCAAUCUCAAAACGCGGCCGACUCCCAUCGCCGCGGCCCGCACGUUGCAUCCAAGACGUGCCGUCUACAUCGCUUCGUCUCCCAUUGUCCGAGUGAGUCGCUGCAGCAUCGCUCGGCCCCCGGGGGUCUUCGCCUCGUUUCGGUAUUUUCAGAGCUUCUCUGAAGGGCACCAUGAUAGAUUUGUGCGACCUGGCAUCUCUCGCGACUCUCUUAUCCUUCUAGUGUACCAUCGAAGCUCUUCCCGCGGCUCUGCUCUAGCCAGUCCAACAUGUCGUUUUUUGGGUUCGACACCAGUGGCCAAGGUCACAACACCGCGGCCCCGGGCUUCUCCCAGGCCCAUGAUCCGUUUGCUGGACUCUCUGGCCGCGACGACAUCGGCGACGACGCCCUCGAGUUCGAAGAUACAUACGAUGGGCUCGGCGACCAGCUCGACGAAACCGACGAUGUCUUCAAUGAUGAUACUUUUGGCGGCGACACCGGCCCCACCGGCAAGGUUGGCAAGGACUUUGACUUCUUUGGCCAGACGGCCAAGGUCGCCGAUGCCAUCGAGGAGGAACAUGUUCGCUACCACCGCCAGCAGCCCAUAACUAGGUCCAACGUCCAGCAGGCCCAGCCCGCCAUGCAGCCGACGUCCUACUAUGGCCAGCCUCAGACACAGCGUCCCGCCCGAUCGGGUUACGAAAAAUACCGCGACAACGAGCCCAUGCCUGACUUGCACGUCGAUCAGAGCAUCUGGGGCAUCGGCCCAUCCAAACCCGCCACGGCACAGCCCACCGCUCCUCAGGCCCAGGCUGGGAGGAAGAUCAUGAGUCUGGAGGAAGUCGAGGCCGCCAUGCGCGCUCAAUCGAAACCCGCCCAGCCGCAAGCGUCAUUCACAGAGCCCUCGUCGUACCCGCCUGUCGCCGCCGGCUACCCUGCUCCGCAGCAGCAGUUUCAGCAGCAGCAGCAACACCAGCAGCAACACGCUCAGCCUCAUCUGGGUCACGGACAUCCCGUCACCAUCUUGCAACGGCCCCAGGCGCACCAGCAUGCGAAGCUCCCAACAACCUCGGAGAAACUGCCCACGCCGCAGCCGCAGCCGCAACCGCAGCACGCGCAGCGCCAGCCAGCUCCUACCCAGCCCAUGCAGAUCCUUCAGAACCCGAACCGCAUCUCAACCGAUGCCGCCCGCAUGGGCGUCCAUGGACACCAGCCCAGCCGCUCUCAGGGCUCGCUGCAGGGGAUCCAGCAGGCCCUCCACGCGCACCCUCAUCUGAUGCAGAUGUCGGAGGACGAGAAAGUCGCUUUCCUAGACCAAGAAACGAAGCGUGCCAAGCGGAACCACAAGAUCUGGCUCCUGUCCAAGGAUAACGGGCUCAUGACUCCCCAGGACAAGAACUUCAUCACCCGCAUCCAGCUUCAACAGCUCGUUUCUGCCACGGGCAAUGUCGAGCAAGGGGGCGACGCUCUCUCUGAAGACUUCUACUACCAGGUCUACAGCCACAUCCGAGCUGGCCAGCGUCAGAACCCCAGCCAGCCGCUCAGCAACUUUGCCCAGACGUACCUGUUCCAAACGGGCAGCCGCCAUGGCAUGCGGAGACACGGGCGGCCCGCCGAAAACCACAUCCAGCGCAUGGAGCAGCAGGUCCAGCGCGCGGUGGAGGCCGCCAAGAACAAGCCCAAAAACCCGCAGCUCGUCAUCGCGGGCAGCCUGGGCAAGAUUUCCUUCAGCAACGCCAAGACGCCCAAGCCGCUGCUCAACAUCAAGCGCACCGAGAGCGAGUCGACCCGACCCAGCAACGGCAAGAAGUCGCCACCACAGAGCGGACUUGACCGCAAGAGCAUUCUUCGCAAUGUCGAAAAGGUCUACGAGACGCUCAUGAAGAUAGAGGACCACGUACGCCUACUGCCGCCCCCGCUCACCGGUCAACCCGACCCCGUGCUGGAGGAGAAGCAUAAGGAAUGGAGUGCCAUCCUCGACGCCUACAACGCCAAGCUAUGGAACGAACUCAAGGUCCACGAGCCCAUCGGUGCCACCGUGCUGCACCCGUUCAUCGCCUUCCUCUCUUGCGCCAAGGGAAAGAAGGCAAUCCCUCGCAUCUUUCCGCACCUCAGCUUUGAGCAGCGGACCACCAUUUUGACCAUGAUUGUCUACCAUCUCGACCAGCUGGACGUUGUCGACGGGGCCGCCGUCGACAACGGAGAGCACCUCAACUCGCGUAUGCGAGAGAAUAUUGAGCUGUUCAUCUCUACCGUCAUGCCUUCGUUGAUGCAGUACUUCAACGAUACUGGACUGGAUAUUGUGGACGGGCUCCUCAACCUGCUUGCCACGAAGCUGAACAUUGACCUGAUUGCCCGGACCAGAAUUGGAGUGUCCAUGCUCACCCUGAUUUUGAGCCGCGCCGUGCUGCUGAAGCAGACUGGCGCGGGUAGCCCCGAGCAGUGGGAGAAGUGGGACCAAACAUUCGAGAUUCUGUUCAGCAAGCUCGAGCCUUCGCUGCCGUACAUGUUCCCCGGCAGCGUCAACGCCGGCGUUGACGUUUACGUGUGGCAGCUCCUGGCCGCCAUGGGAGUCACUGCUACGCACGACCAACAGACGCGGCUGGUGCUGGCCGUCAAGGACCGCGUCCUCGACACCGUAUCGCUGGCCAAGACGCUCCCACCUGCCAUGGCGGCGGAGCGCCUCGGCAGUGUCAAUCUGUUUAUGCGUUCUAUCGGCCUGGACGUGGAGCUGCUUCAGUAGAGACGGAACGUGCGGGGCUCGCAUUUGGCUGUGUGGUCCGGCCCUCUGCCCUUUCUUGGGGGCUGUUUCAUGGCAGGUCGCUUACCUAUCCUUGGGCGCUGCUGCUAUCUCUAGGCACAUCGGGCUGGGAUGUGCUUUAGGAGGCCAUGCGCGAGGGAUGAGAGGCACGUCGUGUACAUGGACUGGAUGGAGCAACCAUGCCCAAAUCGGCCUGCAGAACGUGGCGAAGGGGGAGCUUCCCUGCAUCGUGUCGCUACUGUACACUAGGAAAGGGGGGCAGGAUAUGCCGCGAUACCGAAGUGG